Cheilinus undulatus (humphead wrasse) is the source of this 3039-nucleotide messenger RNA. It is a transcript of the gene ephx1, whose product is annotated as epoxide hydrolase 1, microsomal (xenobiotic). Gene Ontology annotation, molecular function: epoxide hydrolase activity. Bases 48 to 1415 code for a protein of 455 amino acids. Lineage: Eukaryota; Metazoa; Chordata; Actinopteri; Labriformes; Labridae. Gene Ontology annotation, biological process: epoxide metabolic process. The record is from RefSeq and is a predicted model, not a curated record. The transcript is spliced from 8 exons.
GGUUUUAUAUCUGGUGCUUCAUAAUUCCAGUGCAGACUCCCGGCACCAUGUUCACAGAGGUGCUGGUCGCCGUGGUGAUUGGAGGAAUAAUCCUCUUCCUCGUCCAGAGGAACAGGAAGCUGGUCCUGAAGACAGAAGAUGGGUGGUGGGGGGCCGGAGCUCCUUCUGAAGGUGAAGAGGACGUCACCAUCCGGCCUUUUAAAGUCAGCACCAGUGAUGAAGAGAUAGAGGACCUGUACAGGAGAAUAGACCAGACUCGCCCUGUUCCUUCACUGGAGGACAGCCAGUUCCACUACGGCUUUAACUCCCAGUACCUGCAGAAGGUGAUCUCUUACUGGAGAAAUGACUUUGACUGGAGGAGUCAGGUGGAUAAAAUUAACCAGUACCCACACUUCAAAACCAAAAUUGAAGGCAUUGAUGUCCAUUACCUACAUGUGAAGCCAAAGAAGGUGCCGGAGGGAUCUACAGCCCUCCCUCUGAUAAUGGUUCAUGGCUGGCCUGGUUCUUUCUAUGAGUUCUACGGGUUGAUCCCUCUGCUAACAGAACCAGCAGAUCAAGAUGACCUCGUGUUUGAGGUGAUAUGUCCCUCCAUACCAGGCUACGGCUUUUCAGAAGCUUCACGCAAGAAAGGUUUCGAUUCGGUUUGUGCCGCGCGGAUCUUCCACAAGUUAAUGAAGCGUCUGGGUUUCCAGCAGUUCUACGCUCAUGGAGGAGACUGGGGCUGGCUGGUCACCACCAACAUGGCUCAGCUGGAGCCAAAAACAGUCAAAGGCCUCCAUGUGAACUUUGCCCCGCCCUCCAAACCAGGACCGUCCAUUAUGUUAUCCAUCAUGCUGGGCCGACACUUCCCAAAGCUGUUUGGUUUCACUGACCUGGAUGUUCAGCGUCUGUUUCCCUGCAUGGACAAACUGGUGGUGGAGCCCAUCAAAGAGACGGGCUACAUGCACAUCCAGGCCACCAAACCUGACACUGUGGGUCGAGGACUCAAUGACUCUCCAGUAGGUCUGGCCACCUACAUACUGGAGAAAUUUUCCACAUGGACCAGCCAUGACUUCAGGAAUCUGGAGGACGGAGGACUCACCAGGAAGUUCUCUCUGGAUGACCUGCUGACUAAUGUGAUGAUCUACUGGACGUCCGGCUGCAUCAUCUCCUCCAUGAGAUUCUACAAGGAAAACUUUGGCCAAGGCCUCGACCAGCCUCACGCCAGGAUACCGGUCUACGUCCCCACUGGCUUCGCCUGCUUUCCCAAUGAGCUGAUGCACACUCCAAAACUCUGGGUCAAGCAGAAAUACCGGAAACUGGUCACAUACACGUGCAUGGCCCGUGGUGGCCAUUUUGCUGCCAUGGAGGAGCCACAGCUGAUGGCAGAGGACAUCCAGAACUUCAUCAAGAUAGUGGAGAAGAAGAAGAAGUAGUAGAGUCGAGGAAGGUGGAUGGAGGAAAGUCAUGGAUGGAUGUUUUCUUGGUUUAGAAAAAUAAAAGAUGUGAGCAGGAAGAAAACAAGAAAGAGUUUAUUGGGAGUGAAUGAGCUCUUUGCUUCUGUAUGAGCGAGAUUCAGUUUACUCUAAUAAUAAAAUAUAGCUCUAGUUUUAAUCACACCCAAUCAGUCUGAAGAUAGCGGUCUUCACCCGCACUACUAAUAUAUUUUUAUUUGACCAGUCAGAGAAGAGAACCAGAGAGGGAUGAGCAGAAUCAUUUUGACCUCAGAGUUUCUGGAUCCAGUGGUUAUUCAGAUUCUAAGACAAGCGCGAUUAUUAAAAACAAGUAGAUUUUAGAGUCAGUGUCUUUAUCAACAGCAAGAUUGCCCAUCUGUAAAAUUCUCAGCUUGUUGCAGCUUAAACCUUGAAACGGGAUGCAUUUUCUUUCCCCUGCUAAAGUUUCUGUUGACCCUAAAGCUGUCCUGUUGGAAGGCCUGUUUAUUACCCUUUUAAAUGGAGCCACAUUUAGUAAGGAGCAUGCCUUUGUGGGAUGAGCAGCAGAGCUGAGAUUGUGGGUUGCACCCAUGAAAAAUUUGCCAAGUCUCUGCCAAUGCCAAACAGAUUAUUCUAGCAUUGACCCUUGUUUGGUGGUUUUUGGUUAACGUUCCUCCACAUGUUCAGGUUCCACAUGCUGACGACACCAACGGGUCAAUAGCAACAGCAGAAUCAGCUGUUCGGCAUUGGCAGAGAAGAUUUGGCACAUUUUUCAUGGGCGCAACCCAUACUCAGCUCUGCUGCUCAUCCUUAGAAAUGUGGCUCCAUUUAACCCUUUAUGACCUACCAUAGACAAAGAUAAAAUUAAAUUGUGCUGAAUUUGCAAAAAGACAGCAUGUUUAUCAAAGGUAAACUAUUCACAGUAGUCUCUAAGUGUGCCAGAUAGUUUUGAGCAUACAUGUGUUUGCAGAAGACCGUGUUGAAACAAAAACAAGUGCGACUCGUGACCUGCAAGACCACAACGCCACAGGUUUCAUGCAGUCAAACGUCAUCUUACGUCAUCACGUACAUGUAAAGUAGGAAGUGUUGUUGAAGGCGAUGGCCCAGAUUAUAUUGUUUUUGAUGUGUGCGCUUAUUACUACAUUUCUGCAAAAGAAGGACAGAUAUUUCUGGAAGGAAACAGAACUCUGGGACUCAAUGAAGGUGUGAUCUGUGUUACUCCUCCAGUUUUAUAUGCAAAAAGAAUUGUUGCUCUAUCUCAUUUAGUUGCACUUCCAUCUACGGUCAAAGAUAGAAAUGAUCAGGUCUUAAAGGGUUAAAGGGGAAAUAAACAGGAUUUCUAAAUGGAUACGAUUUAUUGUCUAAAAGCAUUGUUACAAAAAGAAAUAAUCUACUAAACACACAUUUCCUCACUUUCUGUGCUAGGUUUAGAAGUGACAACAGUGGUAGUUUUUAAAAAGAUGGUUUCUGAAGUGUGUAAGGCCUGUUAGGUGUAUGGAGUGAUUCAGGAUGGUAGAGACAGACCGACAUGUGUAGCACACAUGUGCAUCUUUAAGGCCACAAGUGUAAGAAAUGACGAGCUGCUCAUGUUAAUUCUGAAGAUACUGAAUAAAUCUGUAAUACCCUU